Blepharisma stoltei is the source of this 959-nucleotide messenger RNA. The record is from the annotation of a GenBank genome assembly. NCBI's taxonomy places the organism in Eukaryota, Ciliophora, Heterotrichea, Heterotrichida, Blepharismidae.
AUGGGCGAGCUAAACAACUUGAAUGUCUCAGUUUCUAAUGAAACCUUACUUCCCUCUCCUCGAACAAACAGCUUUCAUUUUAAAAUAUAAAUUUUAGUAAUUUUUUGACUUUCCGGUUUUUUAUGAAUUGAGAUUUUUUUAAUUUUCAAAAAAAAAGUUAUUUGAAAACAUUAUAUAUAUUUUUUAUAUAAAAAAUUAACCCCCUUUUGAUCGAACAAAAAUUUUUUGUCCUCUCACAGAGGAGGGAGUUAGUAAAGCUAGAGUAUCCAGAAGAAUACAUUAAGAGAGAGUUUUAUGGUUAUGUAAAUGAACAAAUAAAAUCUGAAAUUGAAAGAAAAGCAAAUGAAAAUGUGAUGCAAGGCCAAAGGUGCGGUAUGAGAGCUGUAGAUGUGAGUAAUCAGCUAUUAGUAUACGCCAAUAGUUUAGACCCUAUCAGCCAAUCGCCAGAUUAUGGUAGUUUUAUAGAGUCAAUUAUUAAUUUUUGCAAUAGAUAUGCAAUAGCAAUAAAUUCACCAAAACUCAAAGAAAUCUUAAAUUUUAUAACCCUAUUUCGCAAAAUAAAACCUCAAUCUUUUCCUAUUCCGAGCUUCAUUCAAGCCAUUUCUCAAGCUAUCGGUUCAAUCAAGGCAAAAAUUACUGCAAUUUCAAAUUAUUCUACAAGUUAUAGCACUGAUAUAGAAAAACGUAAAAGAUCUGAUUUAUUAAAGGACCAAUCACAUUCAUCCAAUCAUAUGGAAGGGAUAUUCACGAGAACAACGAAGGCUCAUUUCAAUUAUUAUCGAGUAUAUGAUAACUAUCAUAGACAAGUAAUGAGAUAUAUAUUCACUUUAUCAAAUAAUCAGAGAGUUGAAUUUACUGAAUAUGGGUCAUGGCAAUGUGUCGGAGAAGCAUCAAGGGAGUAUGAUCACUCGGAUUGGAUUUUUACGAGUAGAGAUAACUGCAUUAGUAGUAUUUUUUAA